UGAAUCUUAGAUAAAUUUUGUACCUGAUAGAAGAGGUAUGUUGAAUUGAUAGUUAUUAUAUAGAAAAAAGAAUAAAAAGAGAAUAGAAACGAAAAGAUUAGCAUAUAUAAGACUGGAAUGAAAAUUUUAAUAACUAUAUAGAAAUUAAUAAAAUGAAUGUGCCUAUGCCAUAACCCAAACUUAUUACUCAAGAUAACUCGAAACUAUAAAAUGAAGUGAUAGGUUUUUUUAAGUCAGGAGAUCUUAGAUGGAACACUGGUGCAACGAUUCCAGAAAAGAAGGAAGGAUUGAAUUUGAUUAUAUAAGGUUUAAAGAAAAUGCAAUUAUGGAUUGAGAGUAUAUUGUUUAGAUUGUAUGUUAUAAGGAGAAUAUGAUGUAGAGAGGAAAAAGUAAUUGUAGUUUCAAUAUGAUUAAAGAAAGGAGGAAACAGUAAAAAGAUUGGAGACAUUAGAGAAAUAUGAAAAAGGGGAAGUGAUAUAGGAAUCUAGUGGAAGUGGUGGUAGUAAUCAAUAACAAUAAAAGUAAUAUAAUUAAAUAAGUUAGAAAAUAGGGAGAGAAAGAUUAGAAGAGUGAAUUAUCAAAUGCUUUAUCUGAAGCAAUAGUAAAAGAUAAACCUAAUGUUAAAUGGACUGAUAUAGCAGGGUUAGAUGGAGCCAAGUCUGCUUUAUAAGAAGCUGUUCUUCUUCCUAUAAAAUUCCCUGAUUUCUUUGAAGGAGCAAGAACACCUUGGAAGGGAAUACUAAUGUAUGGAGUAAAAAUUUAAAUAAUUCAAUUAGCCUCCAGGGACAGGAAAAACAUUUUUAGCAAAAGCUUGUGCAACUGAGGCAGAAGGAACGUUCUUUUCAGUAUCAUCUGCUGAUUUGAUAUCAAAAUAUGUAGGAGAGAGUGAGAAAUUGAUAAAAACAUUAUUUUCAAUGGCAAGAGAAUAAAAACCAUCAAUUAUUUUUAUUGAUGAAAUUGAUUCAAUGUGUGGAGCUAGAGGAGAAGGAUAAAAUGAUGCAAGUAGAAGAGUAAUUACAGAAUUUCUGGUUUAAAUGUAAGGAGUAGGACAUGAUGAUAAAGGAGUACUAGUUCUUGGUGCAACUAAUUUACCUUGGGCUUUAGAUACUGCUAUUAGAAGAAGGUAUCAAAAUAUUUUUGAUAUUUUCAGAUUUGAAAAAAGAAUCUAUAUUCCACUUCCUGAUGUUAAAGCUAGAGAAUAUAUGAUUUAAAAUUCACUUAAGAAAACCACAACUACUUUAACUCAAUAAGAAUUCGAAGAUCUUGCUAUUAAAACAGAAGGAUAUUCUGGUUCAGAUAUUAGUGUCUUAGUUAGAGAUGCUGUUUACGAACCUGUAAGAAAACUACAAUCAGCUAAGAAAUUUAAAUAGAUCAAUGUUAAUGGUAAAUUUAAAUGGACUCCUGUUACUGAUAAUGAAGAAGGUACUCCUAAGACUUUCAUGGAACUUAAUCAAGGUGAUAUUGCUAUUCCUGAUGUUUGUUACAAUGACUUCUUAUUAGCUUUAAAGAAAUCUAAGAAAUCCGUUUCCUAAGAUUAAUUAGUAGAAUUUGAAAAGUGGACUAAAGAAUUUGGACAAGAAGGUUGAUUAUUACCUUUAUAUACAUACGAA
Paramecium sonneborni is the source of this 1610-nucleotide messenger RNA. The record is from the annotation of a GenBank genome assembly. NCBI's taxonomy places the organism in Eukaryota, Ciliophora, Oligohymenophorea, Peniculida, Parameciidae.